Ramularia collo-cygni is the source of this 1185-nucleotide messenger RNA. RefSeq names its product related to bifunctional D12/D15 fatty acid desaturase. NCBI's taxonomy places the organism in Eukaryota, Fungi, Ascomycota, Dothideomycetes, Mycosphaerellales, Mycosphaerellaceae. Bases 1 to 1185 code for a protein of 394 amino acids. The transcript has 3 exons. Gene Ontology annotation, molecular function: oxidoreductase activity. Gene Ontology annotation, biological process: lipid metabolic process. The record is from RefSeq and is a predicted model, not a curated record.
AUGAGCAAAACCGCUACCGUCACGGUCGAGACGCCGGUGGUCACAUCGUCGGCACGCGGCCCACCCCCGACGAUUCGGGAGAUUCGAAAUGCCAUUCCCGAGCACUGCUUCCAGCCCAACAACUUGAAAUCAGCGGGCCACGCAGUAUUCGAUGUAUCUGUCGCUGUCCUCUUUGCGCUCGUUUCCUUCAAGACCAUUCCAUUGGUAGCCUUUGCACCUGCUCGCUGGCUGCUAUGGGCGCUGUAUGGCUACAUUGAAGGCCUCAUCUUCACUGGAGUCUGGAUCGUCGCUCACGAGUGUGGCCAUGGAUCGUUGUUCUCGACCAACCUGUUGAAUGACACCUUCGGAUUCGUUCUUCACACCAUCCUCCUGGUGCCUUACUUCCCGUGGAAGUACACCCACGCUCGUCACCACCGAUACACCGGCCACAUGGAGAAGGAUACUGCAUUCGUACCACGUCGGGCUGGAGAAGAGUCUAUCGUUGCAAAGAUCUCGGACGCGCUUGGACAUGCCGAUGAUACUCCAAUGUACAUGCUGGGAGGUCUGAUCCUCCACCAGUUGCUCGGAUGGCAGGCAUACCUUCUCUUCUACGUGAGCGCUGGCAACAAGUCAACUCCGAAAGCUCUUGGGGAAAGCCGUGYAGGAAGCCACUUCGAUCCAAUGGCUAACCUGUGGACACCGUCGCAGCGGCCAUUCGUCUUCCUUUCCACGGUUGGCCUUGGCGUUGUGAUGUUCGCUUUGUACCAGAUGGUGGGGCUGAUUGGCCUGACAAGCACCCUUCUCAUUUAUGGACAGCCAUACAUGUGGGUCAACAACUGGCUAGUGGCCAUUACUUACCUGCACCACACUCACCCGGACAGCCACCACUACGAGGCUGACCGGUGGACAUUCCUGGACGGAGCAUUGACCACCGUCGAUAGGCCGUUUGGUUUCAUCGGUCGCAAGGUGUUCCACGGAAUCAUUGAUUUCCACGUGGUGCACCACAUCUUCCCAUCCAUGCCCUUCUACCACGCAGAGGAAGCGACAAAGGCAAUCCGCCCGGUCCUCGGCAGCUACUACAACCGCGAUGAGACCCCAUUCUGGAUUGCGCUCUGGAGAACGUUCAACAAGUGCAAGACGGUACAGCCCAAGGAGGGUCAGCACGGCGUGCUUGAGUGGAGCAGUACCCGAGUGAAGAGCUCUUGA